Molecule: messenger RNA, 1626 nt
Organism: Colossoma macropomum (tambaqui)
Lineage: Eukaryota; Metazoa; Chordata; Actinopteri; Characiformes; Serrasalmidae
Gene: prdm14
Product: PR domain containing 14
Exons: 8
Coding region: 1-1626 (541 amino acids)
Biological process (GO): regulation of transcription by RNA polymerase II
Cellular component (GO): nucleus
Molecular function (GO): RNA polymerase II transcription regulatory region sequence-specific DNA binding; protein binding
Source: RefSeq, a predicted model, not a curated record
AUGCCUGCUGGUAUGCUGCUGUCUGUUUGCAGUUCUGACCCCAUGGAGAGGGACCGCGGGAUGUUUAAAGCGGGCUCUGCCUCUGGACUCUCCUCUUACUGCCCUCUGCCCGGUCCAAACUACAUGAGCCUCCUGAAGAACACCCACGCUCCCCUGCAUCCCCCUCUCCACCCGCUCGGCCGGCUGCUCUCAGAUGCCCCUCCGCUGAUGCCGUUCCCUUUCAGUGGAGUAUCGCCAUUCUUCAACCAGAACUCCUCACGUCCGGCCAUCCAGGAGCCAGCCUUCGGUCUGUCCGGCCUGCCGUACAUUAGACAGACAGUCCAGACUCAGCCUGACGAGUCAUUACAGAGCGUACCUGACCCCGCCUGGCCUUUCAGCAGUCUAUCUGCAGAGAAAUCUUCUUCCUCCUCCUCCUCUACUUCAUCUUCUCCAGUUAAACAUACUCCAGAACCUUCACAUACCUACAGCUUCACCCAGGAGGACCUGUUCACUGUGCUCUAUGGCUACUCCAAGCACCAAAAUAAAAGAAUCUCCACACUGACUUUGUCCAACUCAGUAUGUGAUGUCGCUGAUGUUGAUACUGAAGGUCUGGAGCUUCCUGAAGGUUUGCUGGUGCAGCAGUCAAGCUGUGGGAGCACAUCCCGUUUGGGGGUGUUUGUGAGUAAAAGUUCAGUUCCUAAAGGUCGGCGGUUCGGACCCUUCAAAGGGAAACUCGUCAACACCAGUGAAAUCAAAACACACGAUGACAACACGCUCAUGUGGGAGAUUUUCGAGCAUGGCCGGCUGAGUCACUUUGUGGACGGUCGUGGGGCGCGUGGUCACUGGAUGCGUUUGGUCCAGUGCGCUCGGUUCCCUGAGGAGCAGAACCUGGUGGCCCUGCAGGUCAAAGGUCAGAUCUAUUAUGAGGCCUGCAGGGAGGUGAUGCCUGGACAGGAGCUGCUCGUCUGGUACGGAGACGCUUACAUCCAGUUCCUUGGCAUUCCACUGACUCUAAAAGAGUUCGGAGAGGACACCGAAGUGAUAAUGCCAGCAGAGGACUCAGCAGAGGGCUACAGGUGUGACCGCUGUGGGAAGGUGUUUGCAUACAGGUAUUACAGAGAUAAACACCUAAAGUACACACGCUGUGUGGACCGCGGUGACCGCAGCUUCCCCUGUAACCUCUGCAGCCGGUCAUUCGAAAAGAGAGACCGUCUCAGAAUUCACAUCCUCCAUGUCCACGAGAAACACCGGCCGCACAAGUGCUCGGUGUGCGGUAAAAGUUUCUCUCAGUCGUCCAGUCUCAACAAACACAUGCGUGUCCACUCGGGGGAGCGGCCGUAUAAGUGUGUGUACUGCAGUAAGGCAUUCACAGCGUCCAGUAUCCUGCGCACUCACAUCCGGCAGCACUCGGGCGAGCGGCCGUUUAAGUGCAGUCACUGCGGCAAAGCCUUUGCCUCACAUGCUGCACAUGACAGCCAUGUCCGCCGCACACACGCCAAAGACAAACUGCUGUCCUGCGCAGUGUGUGGCUGCGUGUGUUCUGGAGCAGAAGAGCUACAGAAGCACAUGAAGAACCAUGAGAAGUGGUCAGUGUGGGAGAGUCCAGCAGGAACAGAAGACACACUUGCCCACAAACACCGACCAUAA